This is a messenger RNA of Clunio marinus, 258 nucleotides long. The record is from the annotation of a GenBank genome assembly. NCBI's taxonomy places the organism in Eukaryota, Metazoa, Arthropoda, Insecta, Diptera, Chironomidae.
AUGCCCUUGAUGUUGAACUUCGGUUUGUUUAACAUCAUUGAAGUGAAUUUCAAUCAUGCGAAACAAAAUCAAGCAAAAAGCCUUCAUGAGUGCACCGAAGUUAUCUCCACAGUGCAAACUAUUCAAGACAAUAGAAAGUCGACACAAAUCCAAUAUAAAGGAAUCCCUUUGAGAUUGAAGGCGUGUAAGAAAUUGUUGAAUCCUUUUGUGAUUUCAAGACAACCAAUUUUGCUAGACAAGUUGACGCGUUUCAGAUGA